This is a messenger RNA of Protomyces lactucae-debilis, 831 nucleotides long. Its product is annotated as Alpha/Beta hydrolase protein. Gene Ontology annotation, molecular function: protein methylesterase activity. NCBI's taxonomy places the organism in Eukaryota, Fungi, Ascomycota, Taphrinomycetes, Taphrinales, Protomycetaceae. The transcript has a single exon. Bases 1 to 831 code for a protein of 276 amino acids. Gene Ontology annotation, biological process: protein demethylation. The record is from RefSeq and is a predicted model, not a curated record.
AUGCAGCCAGUGUACUUUUGCUUUGCUCAUGGCGCUGGCAGCUCCGCCAUGUCCUUUGCUACUCUCAUCAAGCAUCUCAAGGAUGCGUGUGCAGAGAAUAAGACAUCAGCAGGCUUCUUGGCGAUGGACUAUCGAGGUCACGGCGAGACCGGCUUCACCGUGUCUUCAAAGGAGCAAAUUGAAGACUACAGCCUCGCCACGAUGUGCGAUGACUUCACAGAGUGUAUGACGGCAGCUCUCGAGGUGGUUGCAGAAGCAAAGCCAGUCAGUUGUAUACUGGUCGGACACUCACUCGGAGGGUCGAUCGUCACAACUGUCGCACAGAUGGGAGCCCUACCCUCCUGCAAUGCGUUCGUUGUACUCGACGUGGUCGAGGGCACAGCGCUAGACGCUCUACAUUCUACAAGCCAAAUCUUGAAGCAGCGACCAGCGAGCUUUGCAGACAUGUCUGAAGCAAUCGGAUGGGCGCUCUCGAGCAGGAUAAUCAGUAAUCAAGUCUCUGCACGUUCAUCAAUACCCGCGCUGCUUCGCAGGUCGCCAGAGAGCAAACGACUCCUUUGGCGGCAUGAUUGGAAACCCACACAAGCAUACUGGCAAUCCUGGUUCCAAGAUCUAUCAAGGAAAUUUCUCUCUGCGUCGAGGUCACUUGGCAAACUACUGAUUCUGGCGGGGACUGAUCGGUUGGAUAAACCGUUGAUGAUUGCGCAGAUGCAAGGAGCGUUUCAGAUGAAUGUCAUUCCGGGAGCUGGCCACUUUGUUCAUGAAGACGAGCCGUGCAAAGUGGCUCACAUUAUCGCUGCGUUUGCUGAUCGCUUUGGCAAGAGUUUGUGA